AUGAACGAGUUGGAGCCAAAGUUGAUACCUGUUUUGUAAAUAUUCAUUUCAGAUACCUUGCCUAUGUGCACAGUUCUGUCCAGCAAUUGAAUUUCAUAAAAAGAAAGAUGAGUGACCUUUUUCUUCAUUAUUGAUUCAAAUUAAAAUUAUUUUUUUGUGAACUUCUCCUACUUCUGUGAUGAGAACUGGGCUCCAGAGCGACAUAUCAGAAACGGUAAUAUAGGUCAUUCAGCGCCAGCUUAUCACGUUUUUCUUUCCGCCAAAAUGCCAGGUCAACUUUGACCAAUUUCGCUUCAAGACCUGUGUUUCUUGCCGUUAUAAAAGCAGAAAUUUGAUCUAAUUUGGUGUACGGUCUUUUUGGCGGCAAGAAAAACGUGACAAGCUGGCGCGGAAUAGGCUAUAGUCUGUUCAGAUUUUGAAUGUCAAGCAGCUAACUCCACCCCCAAAUCUACAAUAUUUUUUUCGCGUCAAUGUUUUUAUCUACAGAUGACGAUGGCCCUUUAAUAAGGCUGCAUUUUUUUGACUUCUUUUUUUCUAUCUUUUUAGAUCAAAAAGAUCAAAAUUAGUCCCGCGCGAUAAAACAUCGACGCGAAAAGGUACCGUCUCAGCAGAGGCGGAGUUAGCUGGUUGACAUUCAAAAACUGAACAGACUAUAUUGGAUGGAUGGAUAGAAAUUCAAGCGAGUUGACGCGAUUUCAUGCAAUUUCAUGAAAUUUCUGACAUAUUGCUGCCCAGUUCUGUUUCGACUUGAACUUCAAGUAUCAAUUUGUCAGUCUGUGUUACUUUUCAGUUUUAGUUCUACAAAAGUAAAUAAAGAAUAACCUUCUUUUUUAUUUCAGGAGGAAGAGCAGGCAUCUGGACAAAAUAGCCGCAACGAGCUGGACAACUUCCAUUCUUCAAACUUUCGAUAUUUUUUUAUUGUUAUGUAUAAUAAAAGUCGAUCUUAUUGCGGUUUUCGUUCGUCAUAUAUCUUCAAAAACUCUUUGAAUUGUAGGUUAUUUAAUGAGUUUCUAAACAGUUUAGAUCAAAAAUAAUUGUAAAUUUCUUCUCUCGGUUAAAAAAAAACAAUUGAAGUUUUCCACAAUGAAAUUUUGACCCACAACGUUGUUAUAGGCCAUUCCGCGCUAGCUUGUCACAUUUUUCUUUCCGCCAAAAGGCCAGGUCAAAUUUGACCAACUUCGCUCCAAGAUCUUUUUUCUUGCCGUUAUAAAAGCAUAAAUUUGAUCUAAUUUGGUAUAAGGUCUUUUUGACGAACUGGCGCGGAUAGGCUAUAGUUCGUACGAAUUUCGGAUCUUGACGGCUAUAUGGAUACCGUGUUCAAGUAAUUUCUGCGAUUUAUAAAUGGUCGCGAGAAUAUUAUCAUCGAUGAUCGAUUAUUUUAUAAUCGUUAAAAAAAUGAAUUCAGGGAGAUAUAGUCUGUUCAGAUUUCGAAUGUCAAGUCAUCGCUCAAGCUCCACCCUUGAUGGUGCGAUAAACCAAUCAGAGAGCGAGCCAUCCACAGUGUUUUUGGAUGACGUCAUUGCACUUGACAUUAAAAAUCUGAACAGACUAUACUUUAUCGAAAUGUUUUCAAAUUAUAAAAAAAUAGACGCUGACGUGAAAUGCCACGUGGUAACAGAGUGAGAGUAUAUAAAAGACACGCUGGACGUAUCUAGCCAUUGGAACGAAUCGUCAUCAGUCAGCUUGCAGACCAACGUCGACCAACGUGAGUUUGAAUCCCGGCGGAGCCUGCGGAAGGCUUCUGGUUUCUCAAGUGAACACGUAAGCGGCGCUGGCGCCGCUUGGGUGAUCACUUAUAAAUAAAAGAGAUAGCGGAAAUUGAAGCAAUAUCUUGAUCAGAAAUAAUGUUUUAUUAAAGGCGCACGCAGGGGGGAACACCGAGAGCAUCGAAGCGAAGCCCAGAAAGGGUUCUGUAGCUCCGAGGAAAAUUAAAAUCGUGACAAGCUGGCCUAUAUGGGUCAUUCCGGCAUGUUCUAAAACACGAGCGGUUGUGGGGCACGAGCGGCACGACCGUUACUAAAUCACGAGCGGUUUCAUCUUCGCUCCUUCGCGAACGCUUCUAAAUCACGAGCGUUUGGCUUAUCGUUCUGUUCGAGCGUUUCUAAACCGCGAGCGUUUCAUUUUAAUCAUUUUCUUUAUUACCAUCCAAGUGUGUGUUUUUCAUAUUUCUACCUUCUUUUUUUCUCCUUGAAUAAAAAAACUUUGACGAUCUUAUAUGCACAUUUUUUUCGCUCAAUUUGUUGAUUGAUUCACAUUUGAGGUUCAUAUAAUGGAUUUUUUUCUAAGUUUUUUUGCGGGCUCUAUAAUUUCACAGAUUCUGCGUAUGGCAAAUUUUUUCUAAUAAUUUCAUCUGAUUUUCAUAUUCAAUAUUUCACAGAUUUUGCGUAUGAUAAACUAAUAUUUCACAGACGUCUCGCAUGAAAGUCAAUAUUUCUCAAAUUUUGCGUAUAGCAAAUUUUUUUCUAAUACUUUCUCUCAAAAAUUUUUUUCUGGUAAUAGAAUCUCAUAUUCGAAUUGAUGCCAUUCAUAUUUUUAACCUCAAAUGUGAAUCAAUCAACAAAUUGAGCGAAAAAAUGUGCAUAUAAGAUCGUCAAAAUUUUUAUUCAAGGAGAAAAAGAAGGUAGAAAUAUGAAAAAAAAAAACACACUUGGAUGGUAAUAAAGAAAAUGAUUAAAAUGAAACGCUCGCGGUUUAGAAACGCUCGAACAGAACGAUAAGCCAAAAACGCUCGUGAUUUAGAAGCGUUCGCGAAGGAGCGAAGAUGAAACCGCUCGUGAUUUAGUAACGGUCGUGCCGCUCGUGCCCCACAACCGCUCGUGUUUUAGAACAUGCCGGUCAUUCCGCGCUAGCUUGUCACGUUUUUCUUUCCGCCAAAAGGCCAGGUCAAAUUUGUCCAACUUCGCUUCAAGACCUGUGUUUCUUGCCGUUAUAAAAGCAGAAAUUUGAUCUAAUUUGAUGUACGGUCUUUUUGGCGGAAGAAAAAAAGGUGACAAGCUGGCGCGGAAUAGGCUAUAUCUGCUUAGCACGUUAUGCCGUGUUCAAAGUGAUUCCGCGAAAUUCAAAAUAGCUGUCAGAGAAAGAGAAAGAUAACUAAAUUUUGGAGGGUCAGAGACCAUUUUGCAUUUCGCGGAAAUUACUUUGAACACGGCAUUAGAGCGAUGACUUUUUUCAAAACGAUACUAUACACGGUAAUCAGGCUUGUGCGUCAGGCCGGGCGGCCCGGGCUUUGGGCCUUAUUUUCAGGAAAAAGCCCGCGUGGGCUCAUGCCGGGCCCGGCUUCAAAAAUUUAAAAAUUUCAUUGGAAAAAAAUUUUUCACCGAAAUGUGACUUUUUACUUCUCAAAUCAUAGUUUUUUUGUUAAACUUUAAGAGAAAAAAAUGAGCAAAAAAACAUAAUUUUUUUGUCGUAGAAAAAAACUUGAUGUCCGACUAGAAAAAAAUUGCGCGCUUCGGGCCGGGCGGGCCAUUUUUUUAUUGAGGCCCCUCCUAAGGCCGGGCCGGGCUUACGAAUUGGUCGGGGGGCCGGGAGGAUGACGGGCCGGCCCUCGCACAAGCCUGAUGGUAAUGUACGAUGUAGUUGAUAGUUAAUGACUGCUCAAAAUGUUUUUUAUAUGAGAACACUUGAAAACUGUAGUUUUCCAAAAGACCUACGAUCGCGUUUGACGUAUAUUUCCACCGCUCAGCACGUUAGAGCGGUGACUUUUUUUCAAAACGAUAGCUCGUUCAGUGGUCAAAUUUAGCUUGCUUGCUUAGCUUAGAUGCUUAGAUGCUUAGAUGGUCCAUCUUCGCUUUCGACCUUUUAUUGCCUUUUAGUGCCUUUUAUUGAUCGAAGCGUGGACCACACGUUUUCCAGGAGGUCUUAUGCAAUCGGUCAUCCAGUGUUGUCGUCCUGGUUGACUGGUAUUCUUGCGAAAAAGUUCCAUCCGUGGUGUUGAACGUGUUAUAGCAUAAUUGUGGUCUUAUUAUCCUUUUUGCCUUGCCAGGGCUAAAAAAAGACCGCCCAUUCUGUUAGCAGAAGCAAGCCGAAUUGCGUGACCGUGGUCAAAUUUAGGAGAAAUAAACGUUCGGUGAUAAUUUCGUUUGAAAGUCGUUUCAACCAAAAGUAAGGAAAAAGAUGGUGCGAAGUGAAAAUGCACGUCAUUUUGAAAUGCCAACGCGACAUUUUAAAAAUCUUUUUUCACGUUUUUUUUCCCUUGAACGUUUUUAAAUGACCGACACGUCAUCAAUGAGCGUUCAUUUCAUUUCUAUCAACCGAUCAAAUUUCCACGUUGAUGAUGUCUUCAUUUCAAAUGCACUGAGUAAUAAACUUUUAAUAACUUGUUCGAUCGCCUUCGGCUGGGUACUGUAGAUUUCAUCUUUCGCGCCAAAUUUUUUUUUUGACGUUUUUCCACCCCGUUUGGGAACACCGCACCCAAAAUUCUGGACUAUAUCGCAGCGAGAGUAACGCUAUACCGCGGGGGAGCGAUAUCGCUCGCCUCUCGCUGCGGCCUCGCAAACGUCUUGCGCUAUAUCGCUCUCUCUGAAAAAUUUUUCUUCAAAAAUGUUUUUUUUUUCUUGAAUUUGAUUGAUUUCAUCAUAAAAGUCAAAAAUAAAGCAAAAAAAAAUGUUUUUCAAAUUUCAAAUUUUUUAGUGGUGGGAGCGAUAUAGCAGCGAGACUUUGACGUGGUCACAGCGACAUGUUGACGAUAUCGCAGCGAGAAGCCUUGGAUAUAUCGCGUGCGGCCCGCUGCGAUAUCGGCAAUUAUGUUGGGUGCGUGACGUCGAAUUGUUGAUGAUUCCUUAUACACAAUGACCAGGGUUUUUGGGCUAUUUCGAUCGUAUGUAAUUUUCGUUCUGCUCAAGUUUGAAUUUCAAAUUGAUAAAGCUAAGUAUUUCGUUAAAAAAAUUUAAUCGUCAUAAAGUUAUUUCAAAGCAGUCUCAUACCAAACCAAACCAGUUUUAAGAAAAAAAAACAGUUUUUCUUUUGUGUUUCUUUCGAUUAUAUUGAUAUUUUUUUCAGAAACGGACACUUCGCCCAUCAUGAAGUGGAACUGUAUUGAAGGUAUCUUCAUUUUCUCAUUUUUUUUUUAAAGUUAUGCUUUUUAUUUCAGGAAAAUUGAGUCUGAAGCUGUUGCUAAUGAUAGCAAUGCUGAACGCAUUUUCUGCUGGUUUGCUUAUUUUUUCCCUUUAUACUUUUCGUCGUUCUAUAUAUAUUAACUUAGCUUCAUGACUGACGCGGGAUAGUAACUACGUCGCGAUUUUGUAAAAUCGCAAACCGCUACUCCGUGACUUCACUUUAUGAAUAAACGAGAAAUACAUAAGUCAAAAUAUUUGUUCUAUAUAUAUUAAUUCAGUUUGAUUUGAAGAACGCGAUGAGCCUGAAAACAUUCUUCACCAUUCGAGUUUAAAAUUAGGUCAAGAUGACGUCACGAAACAGAAUUUGCGUUUUCACUGGAAGUGUCGCUAUGUCUUUGCAAAAACCAAAGAAUGUUAUUAUGAAAACAUUUUUUGUCAAAUUCAGCCAAACGUGAAUAAAAGAUACUGAUGUACCCAAUAUUUAGAAACACACCGGAACAUUUGAGAAAAAAACAUUUUCAUAUCCUUUUUUUGCUACAGAUUUGGGGAAAAUUUAUACCUUGCUCCACGAAAAGUGCGUUGCUAUUCAUAGAAUCGAAAGAAUAAAUCUUAUUGGAAAAUAAGUUUCAUGAUCAUGAAAGCGUCUAGAUAACGAGCAUUCACUACACCAGCCCUGUUACAAUCAAUGAGAUUCUUCAACUUGCAGAAGAUUGCUGCAAAAGACCCAUGACCGCGUACGGAGAUAAAGAAGCUUUCCCAACCGAAUGCGAUAAGUCGAAAUGUACCGAAGAAGUGAUCUACGCAGAAAAUGCGCUAAGUGGUGAAGAUGUCUCCAAGUUUUUGUCUUCGGUUCGAAAAAGCAAUACGAUCACCAUGGUUGGAAACACGACGUCGUACACUGUGGCUAAUCUGGUAGAGAUUGUCCACAAGGGACCGGGUACGUUACAUUUCAUAGUGGAAAAAGGGAAAUACUGGAUAUUUUAAAUAAAUUUUCGGUUAAACUUUAAACGAAAGUAUAGUUUUUUAUUUGAUUUGGAAUAAGGAACCUGGGCUUACAUCUCCCUACCGUUUCAUGAGACUCCUUUGGCUGCCCUUCUUUGAAUUCACUUUUUGUUUGUAGGACCGGCCAUCACCCUGCAGAAUGUCGUAUUGAGUAUGGGUUCCUUCAAAAAAUUGAAAACGAUCAAAGUCGAUGACGUCUCGAUUUACUGCGACGGUACUACCGACUUGAUCAAGAUAGAAGGAAGUAUUCCUCAAGAUAUACUCGAUCAACUGCACAAAGUGGAAAAUAAGGUUUUUUCAAUAAACGAGGAGAUAAAAAAGUAUAUUUCAGUUUUUCGAAAUUUCCAGCUGAUUUUCCUAAAUUCGUAGAAAGUUUGUCUUGACGCGAAAUGACUAAAAUAAUUUAUGCUUUUUGAAAAAUUGCACAAGACGUUUUUAGCAGUUUUAUAAAUCUCGAAGAAAUCACAUCAACAAGCCGAUGGCUUUUAUUAUUAGCUAUAUUCAUCAAGUAGGCUCAAAUUUACAGUCGCGAGUAUACACUGCAUUCAAUAAGGAUAGGACCUCCCUCGAUUUUGGACUUUCUGGCAAAAUACGGGAAGAUGUCAAAAAUCUGUGAGCGUCAUUCGAUUCAGAGUACAAAUAACCCCUAGAGCCAAACUUUCUUUAUCCUAGCACUCUACCUACAAAAAUGUCAUCGAAGAAACGGUUUUUCGACCGUUCAAUAAGGAUAGGACCACCUGGAAAUUUUGACUUUCAUUGGUAUUUUUUGUCAAUUUCUCUUUUUGAUGUGUGGUUUUUUUGUUCUCAUUUUAUUUGUUUCCAAGUUUUCUACGGUUUUCCUUUCAUAUCUUCCAAUCUUCCACGUUUAAAAAAUAUUUUAUAUUGAAAACAGGGAAAAAUGACGUUUUUCGAGUUUGCAUCAAAAUAUUCGAGCGAGUGAUUUUUUCCAGUACUUUGAAUGAACUUAUCUUAUAAAUAGAGAUACUUUAACAUUCAAAAAAAUAAAAAGAAGUUUGAAAAACAUCACUUUAAAAGUUAGAAAACCAGUUACAAGAUGGUGUAUCAUGACCGAGUUUCAGACUGUCGUCGUUUUCGACCGUUUUUCUUCCUGUAUGUAGUCGGAAUGGCGGUGUACUUUUUUUUUUGAGAACUCGCGAAGGUGCUAUGAACAUAAUUCAUCAACAAAAUAAUCUAAAAAAGUUUCAUUUACUACGUACAAUGCCGAGAAAAUGUGGAGAGAAAUUGGUACGCGCGCUCAUCGAAGGUAUUGUUUCAAACAGAGCGUUUGGCGGGUUUUUAGUUUGUCAACAAAAUGAAGCAUUACUGAAAACGUGCAAUAAAACAAUUUUUAUCAGAAAUAAAACUUUUUAUAUGUUUCAUUUAUACAGUACCGCAAAAAGUUCGAGUAGCAGUCGGAAGGGUGUUUAUUCCUUUGAUUUCCGAGGAUCGCCAGUUUUUAUCCAAUCCAACUAAGUGUCUUUUUGUGGUUGAAGCACCUUCACAAAACCUUUAAAAAAAGUACACCGCCAUUCCGACUACAUACAGAAAGAAAAACGGUCGAAAACGACGGCAGUCUGAAAUUCGGUCACGAUACACCAUCUUGUAACUGGUCAAUGGCAUUUUCGUAGGAAGAGUGCUAGGAUAAUGAAAGUUCGGCUCUGGGGGUUAUUUUGUACUCUGAACCGGAUGGCACUUACAGUUUUUAGAUAUCUUACCGUAUUUUGCCAGAAAGUCCAAAAUCGAGGGGGAUCCUAUUUUUAUUGAACGCAGUGUAGCUGACUCACGGCUGGCUUGAGCCAUCGAAAAAGGGUCUUGACACAAUAAUGCACGAGAUAGCGCCUGGCUCGUGGAGAGCGCAGACAGGACACGCCCCCUUAGCGUCCCAUGCUGGCCGUGAAUCAGCUAUAGCCAAUACAUUUGUAAGAGGAAAGAUUUCUAGACCUAUUAAGAAAAAUAUGGCUCAAUAUAUAAACGCAUAUCGUCGGAAAUCAAUCUUCACUGAAUUUAAUUUCACUACAAAAUUCGAAAGGAAAUGUAUAUCAAGCACUAAUAUUUCGUCAAAGGCAUAAUUUCAAAAAAGUUUGAUUGAGAUUUGAAAAGAGCAUGAGAGAAGAAAUUGAGCGUUUCUUAUUUCCCUUCGGACAACGUAGAAGCUUUUUAAGAGCAUGAAUGGUUUCAAAGGAAAACUCGAAAAAAUUCUCAGAAAAAGUAAUCUUGUUUCAGACCCUAGCUGCAUGCAAGUCACUGACGACUACUCAGCCGACGGUUCUCGGCGCGACCCAGGGAGUAGGAGUUUCGAGCUCGAACUCUUCUGCGGUGAUCUCCCCGUUGUGCACGCAGAAGAUAGAUGCCGAGAAGGAGAAGUGCUCUAGCAACAGUGAGUUUAGGGGAAAAAGUAACAAAAAAUCAAUUUUAGUCAUAGAAAGAUAGGCUAUAUUCUUUUGAAAAAAGUGAUUAUCAUUUUUGAAAAUCAAAUUCAGUGAAAAUAAUGGGUAUAGAAGGAUUCGAAUUACAGAGGUUUUACAGUGAGAAAAUGUGGAACCUAGCUUUUUUCAGAUAUCAUGUUACAAUUUGUUGCCAACAUUGAGCCAACAGUUCUUUGAAUUUUCGACAAAAUUGAGAAGAGUUAUCUGGACAUUUCUUCACAGACACGCUGCUGUACAUCGCCUGUGCAGUGAUAGUGGUCCUUCUGAUUGUGAGCAUCGUUUCGACGAUCAUCGCCCUCAAGCUCUACUUCUGCCACAAGAAGGACCGUCCCUCAGCUUCCUUAGGUAAUGGCUUUUGAUAGAAAAAUUAAGAAUUUUGGUAGUUGUUCGCUGCCACAAACAAAAACUUGAACUUUAAGUUUCAAAUACAUUUGAUUAUUAAAAAAACUUAUUGGAAAAUGGAGGUUAUUAGUAGUCAGGAAAUGGGAUUUUUUUAUUAUAUUUCGUUUUAAUGAAAUUUUUUUGCGAUUGUAGUUUAAGACUUCGAGGCUCUUUUUCUUAAUAUUUUCAAAUUUUUCUGGUCGGUUUUUCAGGGGCUUCCGAAAAAGGAGCGCAGAAAAAAAGGCCGAGAAUACUAAAGAGACGUCCAAAGAGACGAGCCAGGAGAAGAAAUAAAAUCUUCGUUUUUUUCAUCGGUCGCUUUCAUUACUGAUUGCCUUUACGGCGUGAUUCGUUGUCUCAAAUGGAAUGAAUUUCUCCAAAAAUCAAUUUUUUUGUUGCAUCUGGGUUUUUGGCGAUGAAAAAAACGGAACCUAAAUCACAACCCCAGUCAUCAUCGUGCGGGAGACACGAAACAAAAGGAUUUGGGUUUCCCCCGCAGUUUUUCAAAUUUUAAUCAAUCUGAACUCAACAAAAGUUUGAAAAAUUCAACUCAUCAAAAAAAUUUUUUUCACUGAAAAAAAUAUUCCCCAAACUGUGUGCCUUUCUGAAAAAAAUAACUAAUUGCCAUCCUGAUUCAUGAAAAAUAAGCUUCAGAAAUCAUAUUUUUGAUUAACUCGAAUGUCUAACCUUUUGAGACCUCAAUAACUCUAGUGAAGCGUUAACUGACAGAAAAAAACUCCAGCCUUCAGCACACAAUUUGGGAAUAUGUUUUUCAAUUAAAAAAUUGUCGAUGAGUUGAAUUUUCAAACUUUUGUUGAGUUCAGGUUGAUUAAAAAUUUGAAAAAAACUGUGGGGAAACCCAAGGCCUUUUUGUUUCGUGGCUCCCCCUUCGUGACUCCCCCAUCGGCGGAACGCGAUGCUGAGCAGGGUAACCCAGCGGUGCUAACACGGGGUCUCAGCGGGUGCCCCCGUAUUAAGCCCGUAUAAGCACGGUUGGUAGAACUUUUGGCAACACGCCUCAUCGGCUCCCUUGUGAGUUUCCUUUAGGAACGCCGUCGACGGUGAUUCUCCAAUCUCAAUCCAUUCUUUGACUUUUUUUCUAGAAUUCGUAUCAGAAAAGAUUUAAAAAUUCGGCGUUAUUAAAUAAUCACCGUCGCACGCGAUGAGGCAGUGCUCGCGGAGGAAAAAUUAUAGCUGAUUCUCUCCCCACGAGUCAGGCACUAUCUCGUGAAUUAUCGUGUCAGGACCCUUUUUUCAAUGGCUCAAGCCAGCCGUGAAUCAGCCAUAGCUGCUUAAAAUGUGAAAUUUGAACAGGCUUCAUAUCAUCGCUCGUUAACCUACACGAGAGGAUCAGUACUGACCUCUAAAGUUAAAAAAAAAGUUUUUUUUCCGUCCCAGCGGUCGUCAUUUUUUGUUUAUCCGUAAACGUAUUGAAAGGAUAAACCGAUUGAUGCUAUUAUUAUGUAAUUUUAGAAAUAAAAAUCGAGCUUUAGGGGCUUAGGGAUCAGACCUUAAACCCCUAUGGGGCCCCUAAGAUUUUAAUGCCUAUAGGGGCCCUAUUUUGUCCCCUACAAGGGUCCCUAAAACAACAAACUACUAUAGGGACCCCUCAGAAAGUCCUCAGAUUCCAGCAUACUCUAAAAAAGCUUCAUGCAUUCUGCAAAUCAGUGCUUUGCAUUUUGCACUUCUCUUCGUCUGUACAAAAGUGAUCUCAAAAGUAAAUUCAAAAUUCGAGGAACUUCUGUGCAAAAUACAAAUCUCUUGGUUCUCAUUUUUGAUAGAUGGACUGUUCCACUAAGGACACGUGUUGGUCGAGUUCCUAAAUAAAAUAAAUAAUUGAGGGCGCGGCCGAGCACGCAGCGGAACAACGGAAUGUCGUUUGGUGAAAUUCCAAGUCCUGAUACACAGACUAUACUCAUUUUGAAUUAAAACACGCAUUGGAGUAUAUUUUAUUAAUUUUUUAAAAAAAUAUAAAAAAGUGUUCGAAUUAAUUCCGCUGAAUCCAAAGUUACCACUGAUUCUCCAAAAUUUUUCAUUCUGGCGUGAUGGUUUUGGGUUUCACGGAAACACAUAGAAAAACGGCAUGAAUCACGAGAAUUUUUUUCAACUUUCUUUUGUUAGGCCAUCAAAUAUUCGAGCUCACCGAGUUCGAGUGCAUCUACCCUGUCUUCAACAGCGAUUUCCACGCAUUGGUAAUUUUUUUCCAAACUUAUUUUUUUCAGAGUAAGCUUUUUUUCUCAGGCAUCACGCGUACGCCUGUUUAAGGCGGCCGGUAGGAUUACGGUAGUCAGGAUAGGUUUUUUUCGGUUUCAAAAAGGAAAGCGUAUGUACUUUUUGUGGCAUACUUUAUCUUGUAACCUCAAGAAGUAGGUUCUUAACAAGUUGCGAAAAAAAGAUAAAACAUAAAAAUUUUCCUGGUUCCGAAACUGACGGCGCAAUAUUGACCGGCCGCCGCAGCAUUGUCUUAAACAUGCGUGUAUCGUAUACGAUACGGUAAUUGGUUAAACUACUGUGACGAGGAUAAAUGGACCGUUCAAGUGGUCUAGUGCUGGUCAGUAGCACCCGUUGGGCUAACAGGUUUGCGAAACGAUGCUAAUGUCGAUCACCCAGUGUUUUUUUCAACGUAACGAGUGAUCGCCUCGACCUCAACCGGAGCUCGGCGUGUGAAUUGGGCGUUUGCCUAGUUCCGCUGGACUAAAAAGUGGCCUAAUCGCGGCUAAAAAUUGCGUUUCUGGUGCUCGGCUGAGGUUAAACGGGUGAUUGGCGAUAGCUCCCUCGGGUGCUACUCGCCAGCACGCGAGUGGUAAAGAUUUGAUUUUAAGUGCAUCGUAACCGAAAAAAUUUUUUUGACCGCAAACACUUUCUGCUACAAUCCUAUUGGAAAUAGCGAUCUUAAGAAUUUCUAUCAUUUUCCCAACUCAACGAGUAUUUUGUCUCCCAAAAACAUAAGCUUAUCAUAAGCAAAAACAAUAAAGCUUAAGAAAGAAUAUGUUUAACUAGGGAACUACUCGGACUCAAGUACGCGUUUCGAGUUGAAACUUUGGUGGCUUUUAGACCCGGGUAAGAGUACUUGGAAACAAGAGAGAUUAUCUGCUAAACCCCAUAGGCUUCUGAGAAAAAGCUUUUUGAAAAUGAACAGUUUAGGCUUGAAAAAUUAUCAAAUUUCAGUUUUUCCUUCUUCUUUUUGGCUGGAAAAAGUUUUUUUAGAGUUUCUCAUAGCCGGAUAAUUCGAGGCGAUUGUAUUAAAAUAUUAAAUAAGGUAAAAAAAGCAGUAUUCUAAAAAUUUUCAAGCCUAAUUUUCACAUCUCAGACCUUGAAAACGCGAACGGGACGCGAAUCGGACGUGUCGGGGCAUUUCUAGUGACCACUUUAGUAGCCUCAGAACUCUUAAGGGAUCCCUAGAAUCGCCCAGAAACGUCCGGAGCACGUCCGUUUUGCGUUACCAAUGUCCGAGAUUUUCUACUAAUUUUUUCUCAGUUCUCUAUUGGGCAUAUAUUCUCAUUUGUUUUCAAGUCUUCUGACUGAGGUCUAUAAACCACUGAAGUUUUAACUCGAUCCGCGUACCCGAGCCCGAGUAGUUCCCUACUCAGUUCGUGAACAGGGUGUUUAGUAGCUUUGGGUUUGAGUAAUAUAAUUGAUUACUCAAAAACUGAACUUCAAAUCGAGUCGGGGUCAUCGUCUUUGCUUUCAGGCGGCAGCAACGAAACGCAUCAGCUGAUGGCCAUCACCCAGGCCGGCGUUUGGGAAGUCGAAGCGCACAGGAUUCUCUACGACGUGCCCAACUCGGUCGAGGCCAUGACCAUUUGCAAGUUCAAGCCGACGCCCAGUAUGAAAAGUAAAUUUCUCGUGUCUUUUUUUCCUGUGCAAGCGAAUUUAGCUUUAAACGUCUUUCAAAAUUUUUGUGUCCAUGUAUCAUAAAUUACAAGUCUAGUCAGAGCCGGUUGGUAAACCGAAACUUGGCUAUUUGAAUUCUUCCACUAAAUUUUUGAUUCCUUUUUAUCUCUCGAAUGACGUGUUCUUCCCCUGUUUCUCUGACAUCGCCGAUGAGGGAACAGAGAGACGCAGACACACUAAAACUGUCAAGUCGUGGCGGACGGACUAUACGAGUGGAAAUGUUACGUGGGUCUUUGAAGUAUCAUUGAAAAAUCAAAAGCUUUCUGAGGUUGGUCUUAGGAUCCUCAGGGCCUCCCGGCCAUUCCGAAAAGUAUCGGGAGCACCAUGGCUUUUCAUAG
Molecule: messenger RNA, 13095 nt
Organism: Caenorhabditis auriculariae
Lineage: Eukaryota; Metazoa; Nematoda; Chromadorea; Rhabditida; Rhabditidae
Source: the annotation of a GenBank genome assembly